Cryphonectria parasitica EP155 is the source of this 156-nucleotide messenger RNA. RefSeq lists its product as uncharacterized. The transcript has a single exon. The record is from RefSeq and is a predicted model, not a curated record. NCBI's taxonomy places the organism in Eukaryota, Fungi, Ascomycota, Sordariomycetes, Diaporthales, Cryphonectriaceae. The annotation marks the transcript as partial.
CAGAGUACUAAGAAUAUAUUUAAUUCUUUUAAGAGCUUCGAGAAAGCUCUUAAGGAAACCUUUGAAGAUCCUAACAAAGAAUGUAUUAUAGCUCAGCAGCUUAUGAAUCUCAAGCAAACUAAAUCAGCUUCUGCUUAUAUAAUCAGAUUUAAAUAA